AAAAUAGUUUAUUUUAUUUUAAUAUCCACUGUUAUAAAUAUAUAUAUAUAUAUAUUUCCAGCAUCGUUAAUUCUAUGUAAACUUUGGUUAACAAACAACCUAACUUCACAACAAAACCCCACCCAGUUGUAUAAGAGCGGCCUCAUUGGGCUGUACGUCUGUAAAUCCCUUCCCUCUUUAAUCGGCUCUUCCCAUUGGACGGCGGUGACGACAAUCCUGAAACGUGCUGCCGCCCACCGAGCGGAUCAAGUUUGAAUGAACAGCAGCAGUCUGCUCCUGAGGUGGUAGUUGCAUUUGCAGUAAUUAUUAAAAAGUGUGUAUCGUAUCAUCUGAGCGCCGAUCGAGGAUGGACAUGAAGAAAAGAAUUCACCUGGAGCUGCGGAACCGCACUCCGUCGGACGUCAAAGAGCUUGUGCUGGACAACUGUCGCUCAAACGAAGGCAAGAUCGAGGGUCUAACGGAUGAGUUUGAGGAGCUGGAAUUCCUAAGCACAAUCAAUGUCGGUCUGACAACAGUUGCUCACCUGCCGAAGCUAAAGAAACUCAAAAAGCUUGAACUCAGCGACAACCGGAUCUCAGGAGGGUUAGAAGUUCUGGCGGAUAAAUGUCCGAACCUCACGCAUCUGAAUCUCAGCGGGAACAAGAUAAAAGAUCUUAGCACAAUAGAACCGUUGAAAGAAUUGGGGUCCCUGAAAAGCCUCGAUCUGUUCAACUGUGAAGUAACAAAUCUGAACGAGUACAGAGACAACGUGUUCAAGCUCUUACCACAGCUCACGUACCUAGACGGCUACGACAAAGAAGACAAAGAGGCCCCCGACUCCGAUGCCGAGGUCUACGCCGAGGGCUUAGAUGAUGAAGACGAAGAUGAAGAUGAUGAGGAAGAGUACGAUGAGGAUGCCCCACCUGGCGACGAGGAAGAUGAAGAAGGAGAGGAUGAUGAAGAGGAAAAUGAAGAAGAGGAGGAAGAGGACCUGAGUGGGGAGGAGGAAGAAGAGGAAGACUUGAAUGACAGAGAGGUUGAUGAUGAAGAUGAAGAAGAAGAAGAGCGAGGUCAAAAGAGAAAACGGAGCCUGGAUGAAGAAGGGGAGGAAGACGAAGACGACUGAGAGUCCUGCGUAAGCCUAGUUGUGAACUGUUUUAAACUUGUUUCUCCCGGUCACUUCCCUACAAACCCAAAUACCCCCCUGCCCCUCCUCCCAGUUUCAUAUUGCAGUAGGAGUGUUUCUUUUGUUGAUUUUGUUUUUUAUUAUUAUUGGCCAGUCAGGUUGAUGGGACGGCUUCCUGCACCUCUAAUAAUCCCAUGUUCCAGUCUCAACAGUCCACUUUUACCUGCUUUGUGGACACCUGUUUUAUAAAAUUAAACAAUAGCAGAGAUUAAAAAAAAAAUCUUUUUUGAAAAGAAAAUCGUUUUGUUUUCUCACUGUUUAUGUAAGACAAGUUUCAGAUAACUUAUGCAUUUUAAAAGGCUUCCCCUUCGAAAACAAUAAUAAUAAUAAUAAUAAAAAAGAGUGCAUGUCUUAUACAUUUUAAAGUCAACUACUGGAUUUCAUAUAUGGCUGUCAUUUCCUUGUCUUAAAUGUAUUGUUUUGCAUCAUACUUUUGUUUUCUUUUAUGAUGCAAGUUAUGUAUUUGUAGUGUCACCGGUAAGCCAAUACUCUCUGCUGUCCUGGUGUGAACCUUUGUGUCUGAACGUGCACAGUGUGACCCUGGCAGGGCUUUUUUUAAAAGGAAAAAAAACAACAAAAAAAAACAACAAAUUAUGGCACCAACAUGUCUGCCUUUGUCAAAGCCGCUCCUCCUCCUGAAACCCUCAGCUUUGAUAGUUCGGAAAUUACGUGUUCUUGUAAAUAAUGACCAAAUCUAUUUUUUUGUAUUCUCUUUGAUGACGGCAGACAUUGGACAGACAACUGAGGUGAAACUAUGAAUUGUAAUAAGAUAUUAAAUAUGUAUGCUGCUUUAUCUAAAAUGCGCAGUGUGAAAUUUCUUGAUUUGAACUUUAUAUGCAUAAUCCUUCCAUGAGAAGACGAUGUUUGCCAUCAGAACUUAUUGUUUUUUCUUUUCCUCCCAUGUUUUUAUUUUUAUCCUCUUUUUUUUUUUUUUUUUUGGGACACAUGAAGGUGACCAUGUUUGAGCUGGUGGUGUUAGUGUAGAGAAGUAAUUGGUGUUAAUUGGAAGUUACAACUGCAGUGUAUGCGCAUUUAAAUAUGUUAUUUCAAAGUGUGAGAAAUUGGAACACAGUCAAUGAAUUGGACUUUGCUCUCAUAAAUUGCAACGGUCGAAUUGGCCCACCUCGGAAAUGUUUCGCUCUGAUAAAUCCAGCGUCAUCAUAAAAAUUUUGUUUCUCUUUUUCUCUCCCAUUCACUUCAAUAAAUCCUUUUUAUAUAAA
This is a messenger RNA of Xiphophorus maculatus (southern platyfish), 2385 nucleotides long. It is a transcript of the gene anp32a, whose product is annotated as acidic nuclear phosphoprotein 32 family member A. Gene Ontology annotation, biological process: regulation of apoptotic process. The coding region runs from base 347 to 1105 and encodes 252 amino acids. Gene Ontology annotation, cellular component: nucleus. The transcript is spliced from 7 exons. Gene Ontology annotation, molecular function: histone binding. The record is from RefSeq and is a predicted model, not a curated record. Lineage: Eukaryota; Metazoa; Chordata; Actinopteri; Cyprinodontiformes; Poeciliidae.